AUGUCCGUUGCCGCAGAAAUCGAGGCCGCCAAUACCAAGUAUGCGGCUUCCUUCACCAAGGGAGACUUGCAGCUCCCACCACGACGAAAGGUGGCCAUAGUAGCAUGCAUGGAUGCGCGCCUGGAUGUCGCCCGCGCCCUUGGGCUUGAAGAAGGCGAUGCCCAUGUCAUUCGAAAUGCCGGUGGCCGAGUGACCGAUGCUCUACGGAGUCUCAUCAUUUCACAGCAACUGCUGGGCACGCGGGAGAUUAUCAUCGUGCAUCAUACCGAUUGUGGCAUGUUAACAUUCACGGAUGAGAACAUCCACAGCAAAAUCCGAGCCGACCUUCAGCAAAACGCCGAUCACAUUGCUUUCUUGCCGUUCAAGGAGCUCCGGCAGAGUGUCUUGGAUGACAUCCGUCUGCUGCGGGAUAGCCCGCUUAUUCUUGAUGUUCCUGUUACGGGCUAUAUCUAUGAAGUUGAGACGGGUAAGAUUGUCAAGGUUAACGAGUAA
Aspergillus terreus NIH2624 is the source of this 492-nucleotide messenger RNA. Its product is annotated as beta-class carbonic anhydrase. The transcript has 3 exons. The record is from RefSeq and is a predicted model, not a curated record. Gene Ontology annotation, molecular function: zinc ion binding; carbonate dehydratase activity. Bases 1 to 492 code for a protein of 163 amino acids. Lineage: Eukaryota; Fungi; Ascomycota; Eurotiomycetes; Eurotiales; Aspergillaceae.